AUGUGUUCAAUUCCGUUAAGAGAAAAUCAUCCAGAAGAUAAUUAUACAACAAGAUGUCUGAAAGGGAUAUCCGAGACGUCAAAUACGGUUACUUAUGUAGCACCAAGUAACUCAAAUUGUCGUGACCGCUAUAGUACAGAUGUUAAAGAAGUGGAAAAAAUGGAAAACAUUAUUCAAAAAAAAGAUGAUCUUCUGCCUUCGAAUUAUCUUGAUAACAAGAUUUUUGGAUUGUUAGUACCUGCGUUGGAAGAGACACUUAUCGAAGCAUCUAAACAGAAUGUUCUACGGGUUCAGAAAUGUCGUUUCAACGGUCUUGAUUAUAUAGCAGAAAUUCUAUGGAAUCGUAAUCCACGUCGUUCAAAAAUAUUUUUAUCACCUCUAAACGUAUUCGAGAUACCCUCGUUUAAAGAAUAUUUGCGCCUACAUCCCAGACCUUAUUAUCCAAAGUCUUGGUUAUGGUCUGAGGAUGAAGCAGCAUUAUACAUACAAAGAUAUGUUCGUGGUUGGCUUGUGAGAAAAUGUUCAGAUGUCCAAGAAAUGAGGCAAUUUUGGAAGGAUUUUGCAGCUAAACGUAUUUUUGAUAAAAAGGAGAGAUGUAUUGUUCAAUCCCAAAGACUUUCAAAUCAAAUUCAGAAUGAUAUAAAACAUACGAUAAUUGAUGAUAAUUUGAUUCGUUGUGAAAAAUAUCGUUUAAUGACUUAA
Messenger RNA from Eufriesea mexicana, 702 nucleotides. Its product is annotated as IQ domain-containing protein K. The coding region runs from base 1 to 702 and encodes 233 amino acids. Gene Ontology annotation, molecular function: protein binding. The transcript is spliced from 5 exons. NCBI's taxonomy places the organism in Eukaryota, Metazoa, Arthropoda, Insecta, Hymenoptera, Apidae. The record is from RefSeq and is a predicted model, not a curated record.